AAUAGUGUUCCCUAACAACAGACAAAGCUUGUCAGUGUGGAUUCGUGUGAAGACGCCUCGAUAACAGCGCUUCUGCUUCACUCCUUCAAUGCAGGGUCCCGACAGGCUCUCCGGCUGCAGAGAGUAGGCUGAGCGUGCAGACAUGUCGGGUCGCUCUGCUGCAGAGAUGGACGACUCGCAGGAGCUGCCGGCAAAGAAGGCCAAGAUUGAGCUCGACGGUGGACUGAAGAAAGAGCAGAGUAAUCUGGGCGACGAUGGAAGCCCGUCUGCUGUUUUAGCGUCAUCGGAGCAGGACAGCUCGUAUUCUGCUCUGUCCACUGCCCAGCUGGAUCCAGUUGCAGGUGAACACGAGCAGUCGAACCCGGACAGAGGAGCAGCAUCUCAGACGUGUGACGACUCGAUUAACUCGUACGCACAUCCAGCCGCCGACACAACGGCCACAUCUGAAUACGGCCAACAGGUUUAUCAGGGGAGCAACCCAGCGGUGACGUCCUACACCGGCCAGGUUGCCUUCCCUCCUCUGGCUCAGUCCACCGUGUACUCGGCCUUCCCUCAGACCGGACAGACUUACGGCCUCCCGCCCUUCGGCUCGAGCUUUACAACAUCCAGCGUGUACUCCAACAUCCCCUCAGCUACAGCCGUCACCACAGCCUCCACGGCCGUCGCCCACCAGGAGUUCAGCAGCUACAACUCUCUGGGACAGAGCCAGUUCUCCCAGUACUACGCUCUGCCUCCCAGCUACGUACCUGGUCUGCCCAGCAGCAACGAGCACAGCGCUGGUGUCGGCGUCGCUGGAUAUUCAGCUGUGAAGUCAGAGGAGGCUGCUUCAGCUGGACUGCCUCCCAGAGAUGCGUCUCCGCCUGAGAACCUCCCGGCAGGUGCAGCUCUCCCCACGAACGUCGCUCUGCCCGCCGGAGCUCGAGAUCAGGACGACGUCGGCCGCAGGAACUCGGUGGGAAAAGCCAAAGGAAAGGGCAAGAAGUCCGACAGCUCGCCACCUGCUGACACCGACCUGGAGCGCAUUUUUCUGUGGGAUCUGGAUGAAACCAUCAUCAUAUUCCACUCGCUGCUCACCGGCUCUUACGCACAGAAGUUUGGAAAGGAUCCAGCCACUGUGCUGAAUUUGGGCCUGCAGAUGGAGGAGCUGAUCUUCGAGCUGGCAGACACCCAUCUUUUCUUCAAUGACCUGGAGGAGUGCGAUCAAGUCCAUGUCGAGGAUGUAGCUUCUGAUGACAACGGACAGGACCUGAGUAACUACAACUUCCUGGCGGAUGGCUUUAACGGUCCCAGCGGUGGAGGAGCUUCAGGAGCCACCACCACCGGAGUCCAGGGAGGGGUGGAGUGGAUGCGCAAACUGGCCUUCCGCUACCGCCGGCUAAAAGAGAUCUACAACAACUACAAAAGGAACGUUGGGGGCCUGUUGAGUCCCAUGAAGAGGGAGCUGCUCUUAAGGCUUCAGUCUGAGAUCGAGAACGUCACGGACGCCUGGCUCAGCACAGCGCUCAAGUCUCUGCUGCUCAUCCAGUCCAGGGGGAAGUGUAUGAACGUGUUGGUCACCACCACUCAGCUGGUUCCCGCUCUGGCCAAAGUGCUGCUCUACGGUCUGGGAGACGUCUUCCCCAUCGAGAACAUCUACAGUGCCACAAAAAUAGGGAAGGAGAGCUGCUUCGAGAGGAUCGUCUCUCGCUUCGGGAAAAAAGUGACGUAUGUGGUGAUCGGUGACGGCAGAGAUGAGGAGUUUGCAGCAAAACAGCACAACAUGCCCUUCUGGCGGAUCUCGACCCACGGCGACCUCGUGUCCCUCCACCAAGCGCUGGAACUGGACUUCUUGUAACGGAGCUGCUGUCGAAUGUCGCACGAUAAAAAAAAACACAAAAAAAAAAAAACGUCUCGCCGGUGACUUGUGGAGUGAAACUGUGUGGAGAGAGAAAGUGAAAGAAGAAGAAGAAGAAAAUCCUCCACGACCCCCGACGACACACACUCACCUGUUAGAAACCAACCCGCUCUCACUGUGCGACAUUCUGAGGUGGACUUUGGGUCAGAGCCGACUGAGAAUCGAGCUGGUCGGCUGAAUGAAGGUUCCUCUCGCCCAGCGCUCCCUCCUCUACGGCAGCUAACCUCACCACGGCACUGAUUUGGACACAGAAGGGAUAACUUUCUUUAGUUUUUUUUUUUUGUUUUUUACCUUCUCCAUGGCCUUUAUUUUAUUUUCUCUUCAGGUUAACACCCUGCGGCGAACUUUAUCCCUCCUGGUUCUAUUGCUCUGCAUCAGCGUUCUCUUUCGGGGCUGUAGAAGCUUCGCGUUUCUUUUGCAUUCGUAAGACUUGAAAGCAUCAUUUUUGCAAUCUGGUUUCCAAACCGUAAAGUCACAAACAGUCAUCAAGCACCAAAACAAUCCCACUUCUAUUUAAUUUUGGUUUGCGUCUCAUGUAGCCAGUUAACAAAAGGUACGAGAUGGGGUUUUGAAAUACCGUGACUUGGUCGUGACCUCCCCUCCUGACCUGACCAGACCACAGCAUCCGUCAGCAGGCGGUGCAGUCGGUGUGAUUCGUAGUCAUGGGCAUGUGCAGGCAGUGUCGUGAGUCAUCCUUCCUCAAAAGACACCACGAUGAAAAAAAAAAGAUGCACUAACCAUUCACAGAAUUUGUCUCAGCAACAACUGGGGCUUUUUCAGACGAGUUGCACUUUGCUUUGGAAUUUUCUGCCCCGAUAGUCGAAGUAUUAUUAGCAAAGCAGUGCACGGGUUCUUAAAAGUCACGUCGCAGUCCGGUGAAAACCACGAGUCGCCAUGUGAGGUGAAGCUGAAGGACUGAAAGAGGCUUUAACGUUGUGCUUUGACUCCACGCACUGGAAGUUAAAUGCCGGUCUCAUAGUUUCACUUGUUUUCAGCUCCAAACAAACAAAAACAAACUAAGCAGCAGCUGAAUCCGGUGCUUCUCGGACUGAGGCUGUGAAGCUUCCAGAUUACGAAAGCUUGUAGAUGAACUCAAAGCCUUUAAUUGUGCAAAUGGAGCAAUGUUUGAAUGUGUCUUCAGCAGAGUUGAAUGAACCACCUUAACUCCAUUUUGGCUCAUGUUCCACUUCAAUUUAAAGUCCUGCAUCUCUGUGGAAACUAAAGUUAUUCGCUUUUUUUUUUUUUUUACAAACGGUGCCUCUGGGUACCGUAGAUAUUUUCCAAUUUAACCUUCGUCUCUAUUUCCAUCUGUUCUGUUUAAACACAGCCUGCAGUUCAACCUAAAAGUUUCACAUUUUUUGUCAGGUGGCUGUCGGUCGUAGCUCAGUCACUCGUGGCUUCACGGUUGCGCAGAGUCGAACAGAAUUUUUCAUUUUUUACAGAAUCUCGUCAACGCAAACUGUUGCUGCUGUUCGGAGGAUUUUAACAUUAGAUUCGGUAGAACUGCACUUGAUUAGAAGCCACAUUGUCUGAUAAAUGGUGUAAUUUUGCCAUUUUUCAAAUAUAAAAGCCUUUUUCAGAUGUUUUUUGGGGUUUAGAAGGUUUAUGAGUCGGCUUCAGUGCUCUUUUUGUCAUCUGGACGUCUUCAGCCUCAGACAUGAUCGGUCUUCAGCUCUUCACCUGAAACAAGCAGAACAGUUUCUCACCAGUUCUGACACGUUGGAGAUUCCUGGUUUUCACAGCAGUGCGACGACAAUCUUUGUAUAUUUCCGCGGCCUGACCGUCGGGCUCCUCAGAGCACAGUCCUAAGUGUCCUUGAAAUCCCACAAAGAGAGAAACUUCCAUGUCAGGACGAGUGGCACAGUCUGUCUGUAGAACAGUGGGCUUCUGACGUUUGAGGUGGUUUUUGUCGUUUGGUGUGAAAAGCAGGACGACUGCUGACAAAACAAACUGAUCUGUGUUUUCUGAAUGUUCAGUGUUUGAUAGUGGAGGCGGUGAAACGUGAGCGCCACCGACUUUAGUGUUUAUUGUUGGAAAGUCAGAGUUCACUUACAAACAUGGACGUCUCGAUUGUUGUUGUUUUUUUCCUGUAGGUAGAACUAAAAACUAUUUCGUCAUUUUUCAAGCAAAAAUGCAAAAAAAAAAGGACAAUCUGGGAGUCUGGGUCGGUGGAAACACGCGUGUUGAAGAUGUCGUUUUGGGUUGAAAAAGUUAGAGCGAAGGCUGCACAGUUUUAAUUACUUUCUUAACCCAUAAUGGUCAGUAUCAAUCAAUAAUCAAUAACCAGAAUUAUUAUGUAUGAGCUCUGGUUGGAGGUCAUGAACCAAACGGUCCAAACAACUAUUGGAUUAAUGGGGAAAAUAAACAACUUUUGCAGCUAAUUUCAUCUAUAAAAUGCAAGAAAAUAGUGAAAAAUGCACAAGGUGGCAUGUUUACAUCGACCUAAUCCAACGUAUUUUCAUAAAGGACGAAGAAAAACUGAAAACCGGAAUGAAAACAAACUACAGUUUGGUACUUUAGUGCCAAAAUGACUCAUUCUUUGGAUUUGGGAAAAAGUGAGUGACAUUUAUCACGAUUUUGUGAGAUUUUGCCCAAACAACUAAUUGAUUAUUGUGGAAAAUAAUCAUCAGCUGCAGCUAAAAUCGCCUGUAAAACGUCCAAAAAUAAAGGAAAAUGCACCAAGUGGUGCCUUUACAUUUACGAAAUGUAAAGUAUGUUCAUAAAGGAGUAAGAAAAACGACAGAUAACAGUAAAAACAGGCAAAAAUUGGGUAUUUUUGGUUUUUAAAAUGACUCAAAUCGUUGGCUUUGAGGAAAAAAUAUUUGUUAGUUGCAGCCGUAAUGGAAGUUAUAUUUUAUGUACCAAAUGAUUCAUCAAGAAAAUGAUCGUUUCUGCCCUAAUUUUGAAAAUAUUAGUCAAUUGGAGCUAAUUUUGUCUGUAAAAUACAGACGUGACGCUGAAACGUCGACCAAAACCCAAAUAGUUUCAUAAAGGACUGAGAACAAAAACAGCAAAUAGCAGUCUAAACAAAUUACAUUUUACUGUUUUUGCUUGAAAAAUGACCGAUUAUCAGAAUGAUUGCAGACGAACCUUUGAGUAAUGAUCCACACGAUGACCCCCGGCCUUUCUGAGUUGAGGAGGAACAAAGAAAAACCAAAACCAAGGACGAUGACUGUGCAAUAGAGUUCUACUUUUGCUCGUUAACUGUAUUCGGAGGGAUGUUUGUCGGCGGCGGAAGCGGCGGGAGGCGACCCUCCCUGGUCUGAAUGAGAUUUUACGACUGAACAAUACUGAGCCUGAAGAAGAUAUUUCCACACAUGCAGCUUGACCGUUACGAAUGUGUAUUUCUGUGUAAUUAGUUUGUGUGUGACUGUGCAUAUUUAUAUUGUGCCUUUAACCAUCAUCCGUAUGCAUAAUCUCAAAGGGAAACAUGUACGUUUUGUUUUGUUUGAUACCUAUAUCGCUGCGUUGUCGUAUUAUCCAAAGUGUUAUUUUACUUUUAUAACGCUUUUCUUUGUUUUUGUUUGUUCUUAAAUUGCUGGUAAGAUUUUCUUUUUGUUACUACGUGUGACGUUUGUUUGAGUUGUUCUGUCUGCACUGUAAGGUCUCCUCGAAAAACUCGAUUUUUCAUCCUCGACAUCAGUGUCCCUUUUGUUUUUUUUCCCCUCCUUUAGAAAAGGAGCUCGCGUUGAUUUUGUCGCUUCGAGACAAUCACGAUCCGUAGACAUGGUAUUCUUUUUAAGCGCAGAUCGAGUCGUGAAGCGCGGCUUUAAGCGAAGCUGCCUCCUGGUCGCUCAGUGUUCUACUACCUAAUGAGAGAAAUUAGACCUUCUCAGCAUAUUUUCAGCUUAUUGAAUGUUUUGUUUCUUUACUUUACCUGCAUGUCUGUUUUGAAGUAAAUCUCAUGGGAAAUGACCAUGAAAUGUUUAAGGGGCUUCAGUAGAUGUGUCCUCUUCUUAUUUGUAUUCUUUCCAAUGCCAAAUACUGUCGUCGUUUAAAAUGCUGUCAGUUUUCAGUUUUUGUUUCAUGUACUUUCAUCUCAUUUUCACGGAGGCGGUCUGAGUCUCACGCGGACGCCCGGAUGUGAUUCUGUAAACCAAACACUUAUCGUUACAAUAAUCGAAGCUAAUUUAAUUCCAGUAAUCACUAUGUUCCCUCCACAGUCCUGUAAGGUUCUCCUGUGUACACUCAAUACAAUGUAAAUACAUUUUAAACCGUUUCAGA
Molecule: messenger RNA, 6118 nt
Organism: Stegastes partitus (bicolor damselfish)
Lineage: Eukaryota; Metazoa; Chordata; Actinopteri; Pomacentridae
Gene: eya3
Product: EYA transcriptional coactivator and phosphatase 3
Exons: 18
Coding region: 143-1834 (563 amino acids)
Biological process (GO): positive regulation of DNA repair; cell differentiation; negative regulation of extrinsic apoptotic signaling pathway in absence of ligand
Cellular component (GO): nucleus
Molecular function (GO): protein tyrosine phosphatase activity
Source: RefSeq, a predicted model, not a curated record